CCGAAAAAGACUUCACUAAGUCAUUCCAGCAAUGGAUAUGGUGAAUGAUGCAAACCUCCAAAUGGUGCACACUAAUAAUUUUGAGCUAUACGAUUUCACUGCGGAAGCUAAUUUUGAUCAGUUCAUCGAUUUAAUCCGAGGAGAAAAUGAGGAUCAGAUUAGUCGUUUCGAUUGCGAUCUUAUCAAUGGCUUGUUGGUAGAUAACCAAAUUGGCAAUCCCACUCAUCAGGAGGAAUUGUUUGAUUUUAGUACGGCUACUACUCCUAUCUACACUAGUGCAAUGGUGCCAGAUCAAAAUUACUCGUUGCCAAGUUUUGAUGGGGACAUGAAGGAACUAGAAGAAGAUUUUGACGAGGAAGAAGAUCAUUCUUCAGGAACUACCACAACUACCCCUACCGCCACGAGGAGGAAGACGAAGACUGAUCGGUCAAGAACUUUGAUUUCGGAACGAAAGAGGAGGGGCAGGAUGAAGGAGAAGCUUUAUGCACUGCGAUCGUUGGUUCCUAAUAUAACUAAGAUGGACAAGGCCUCUAUUAUCGGAGACGCUGUAUUAUAUGUCCAAGAGAUGCAAAUGCAGGCCAAGAAGCUGAAAACUGAGAUUGCUGGACUCGAAGCAUCCUUAGUAAGAACAGAAAGAUAUCAAGGAUCGAACAAAAAUCCUAGAAAGACUCGAAUUGCAUAUGACAAUAACCCAAUCUGCAAGAAGAUCGUACAGAUGGAUGUGUUUCAAGUAGAAGAAAGAGGGUUUUACGUGAGGUUGGUGUGCAACAAAGCAGAAGGUGUUGCUGUCUCCCUUUACAGAACUAUUGAGUCCCUUACAAGCUUCAACAUUCAAAGCUCAAACUUGACAACAGCUUCUGAGAGAUUUAUAUUGACAUUCACUAUAAAUGUGAAAGAAAAUGAGAAAGACAUGAACUUGCCAAAUUUGAAGCUGUGGAUUACUGGGGCUCUGUUGAACCAAGGAUUUGAAUUCUUAACAUCUACCUAGCUAUGCUAACAAAGUAUGGUAGUCUUGGAAACAAGUAUGCGAGUGUUUAACAUCUUUCCUUCUUUUUUUUUUCCCCUUUUCCUGUCAUUGUUUAAAUGUUGAGCUCAUGGCUCCACGUACAAUUACCUGCAUACGCAAUUCUUUAAUGAAUUGCUAUGUAUGGAAUGGAUGCACUGCUAUUAUAUGUGCAAGAACUUUAUUUGUAACUUUAAUUUGGAGCUUAAAUUCCUUUGUCCGAUCAGUGAUUUUUCAUAAUGCAAAUCAUGAACAAAUCUUAGAAUACA
Ricinus communis (castor bean) is the source of this 1272-nucleotide messenger RNA. Its product is annotated as transcription factor FER-LIKE IRON DEFICIENCY-INDUCED TRANSCRIPTION FACTOR. Gene Ontology annotation, molecular function: DNA-binding transcription factor activity; sequence-specific DNA binding; protein dimerization activity. The transcript is spliced from 4 exons. NCBI's taxonomy places the organism in Eukaryota, Viridiplantae, Streptophyta, Magnoliopsida, Malpighiales, Euphorbiaceae. The record is from RefSeq and is a predicted model, not a curated record. Gene Ontology annotation, biological process: regulation of DNA-templated transcription. Bases 32 to 988 code for a protein of 318 amino acids. Gene Ontology annotation, cellular component: nucleus.